Puma concolor (puma) is the source of this 2649-nucleotide messenger RNA. NCBI's taxonomy places the organism in Eukaryota, Metazoa, Chordata, Mammalia, Carnivora, Felidae. The record is from RefSeq and is a predicted model, not a curated record.
AUGGAUAGAGCGGCGCUGCGCGCGGCGGCGAUGGGAGAGAAGAAGGAGGGCCGCGGCGGGGGGGACGCGGCGGCCGCGGACGGGGGCCCCGGGGCCGCGGCCAGUCGGGCGCUGCAGCAGUGCGGGCAGCUCCAGAAGCUCAUCGACAUCUCCAUCGGCAGCCUGCGCGGGCUGCGCACCAAGUGCGCCGUGUCCAACGACCUCACCCAGCAGGAGAUCCGGACCCUGGAGGCGAAGCUGGUUCGGUACAUUUGCAAGCAGCAGCAAUGCAAGCUGAGUGUGGCUCCUGGCGAGAGGACCUCAGAACUCAACAGCUACCCUCGCUUCAGUGACUGGCUGUGUACCUUCAAUGUGAGGCCGGAGGUGGUGCAGGAGAUCCUCAGCGAGCUCACACUGGAUGCCCUGCUGGACAUGAACGAGGUCAAGGUGAAGGAGACGCUGCGGCGCUACGGGGCCAACGCCGAGGAGUGUGGCCGCCUGCAGUACGCCCUCGCCUGCCUGCGGAAAGUGACAGGUCUGGGAGGGGAGCACAAAGAUGACUCAGGCUGGAGUUCAUUGGACGCCCGGCGGGAAAGUGGCUCGGGGCCUUCCGCGGACACCCUCCCGCCAGCCGGCCCGCCCUGGCCCCCAGGGAGCACCCAGCUGGGCAGAAUGGGCAGCGGUGCCCAUGGCCCACGCUCCGUCUCCGUGUCGGCUCUGCCCACCUCGGACUCCCCGACCCCAGGCCCCUGCGAGGGCCUCGCGGACACCUGUAUCCCCCUGCACGCCAGCGGCCGGCUGACCCCCCGCGCCCUGCACAGCUUCAUCACCCCGCCGACCACGCCUCAGCUGCGAAGGCACACCAAGCUGAAGCCACCGCGGACGCCACCCCCGCCCAGCCGCAAGGUCUUUCAGCUGCUGCCCAGCUUCCCCACGCUCACCCGGAGCAAGUCCCAUGAGUCUCAGCUGGGGAACCGCAUUGACGAGGUCUCCCCAAUGAGGUUUGAUCUCCCGUACGGAUCCCCACAGAUGGUACGAAGGGACAUCGGGCUGUCGGUGACUCACAGGUUCUCCACCAAGUCUUGGCUGUCGCAGGUCUGCCACGUGUGCCAGAAGAGCAUGAUGUUUGGAGUGAAAUGCAAGCACUGCAGAUUGAAGUGUCACAACAAGUGUACAAAAGAAGCCCCUGCCUGUAGAAUAUCCUUCCUUCCACAACCUAGGCUUCGGAGGACAGAAUCUGUCCCCUCGGACAUCAACAACCCGGUGGACAGAGCAGCUGAGCCCCAUUUCGGAACCCUCCCCAAAGCACUGACAAAGAAGGAGCACCCUCCAGCCAUGAACCACCUGGACUCCAGCAGCAACCCGUCCUCCACCACGUCCUCCACGCCCUCCUCGCCGGCACCCUUCCCGACAUCGUCCAAUCCAUCCAGUGCCACGACGCCCCCCAACCCGUCUCCCGGCCAGCGGGACAGCAGGUUCAACUUCCCAGCUGCCUACUUCAUUCAUCAUAGACAACAGUUUAUCUUUCCAGACAUUUCCGCAUUUCCACAGGCGGCCCCGUCCCCUGAGGCAGCAGACAGUACCCGGCUCGACAACCAGCCAAAAGCAGACGUGUUGGAGGAUCAUGAAGGGGAGGCCGAGGAGACAGAGGCCGGCAAGUCAGAGGCCGAGGACGACGAGGACGAGGUGGACGACUUGCCGAGCUCCCGCCGGCCCUGGCGGGGCCCCAUCUCUCGCAAGGCCAGCCAGACUAGCGUGUACCUGCAGGAGUGGGACAUCCCCUUUGAGCAGGUGGAGCUGGGCGAGCCCAUCGGGCAGGGCCGCUGGGGCCGCGUGCACCGAGGCCGCUGGCACGGCGAGGUGGCCAUCCGCCUGCUGGAGAUGGACGGCCACAACCAGGACCACCUGAAGCUGUUCAAGAAAGAGGUGAUGAACUACCGGCAGACGCGGCAUGAGAACGUGGUGCUCUUCAUGGGGGCCUGCAUGAACCCACCCCAUCUGGCCAUCAUCACCAGUACCUGUGCUGGGCGAGAGGUGUCCAGCUCACUGCCCAGCCCAGGUGGGCAGCCCAAGGUGAAUCCUUGUCACUUGUCUUCCCGCCCCGCCAACGUGAGGCUCGCUGUUUUCCAGGGCAUGGGAUAUCUACAUGCCAAGGGCAUUGUGCACAAAGAUCUCAAAUCCAAGAACGUCUUCUAUGACAACGGCAAAGUGGUCAUCACAGACUUCGGGCUGUUUGGGAUCUCGGGCGUGGUCCGAGAGGGACGGCGUGAGAACCAGCUGAAGCUGUCACAUGACUGGCUGUGCUACUUGGCCCCGGAGAUUGUCCGCGAGAUGACCCCCGGGAAGGACGAGGACCAGCUGCCGUUCUCCAAAGCUGCUGACGUCUAUGCAUUUGGGACUGUUUGGUAUGAACUUCAAGCAAGAGACUGGCCCUUUAAGAACCAAGCUGCAGAGGCCUUGAUCUGGCAGAUUGGAAGUGGAGAGGGAAUGAAGCGCGUCCUGGCCUCCGUCAGCCUGGGGAAGGAAGUCACUGAGAUCCUGUCUGCCUGCUGGGCUUUCGACCUGCAGGAGAGGCCCAGCUUCACCCUGCUGAUGGACAUGCUGGAGAAACUGCCCAAGCUGAACCGGCGGCUCUCCCACCCCGGCCACUUCUGGAAGUCCGCUGAGUAA